This is a messenger RNA of Neocloeon triangulifer, 5257 nucleotides long. It is a transcript of the gene dac, whose product is annotated as dachshund homolog 2. Bases 759 to 3080 code for a protein of 773 amino acids. NCBI's taxonomy places the organism in Eukaryota, Metazoa, Arthropoda, Insecta, Ephemeroptera, Baetidae. The record is from RefSeq and is a predicted model, not a curated record. The transcript is spliced from 15 exons.
GGCAACGCCCUCUCUCGUCGUGAUUGUCUGACGUCAGAAACGCAAAUCUCACAUUUUGAUUACAAAUUUCUCCGCGGGCGCUAAAGAGCGCUAGGGUAGCUUAUGUUCGGACAGGCCCAGAAAGUCCCGAUGGAGCCGCCGCCGCAUACCUUAUGGCGACGCGACCCGAACCUUUUGCAUGGCCCAAGGAAACUUUUCUCCCGGCGCACGGUCUGGAAAUUCGCAAUCAGCUCGCGGAAAGGGCUCAUUUUUCACGCGAAUCGAAUAAAAAGCAGCUUUUGCCAGAAGAUGCAAAUCGAGGAAAGGGCUGAAGGGGGUUGCCGGCGGAGCCAAACAAGAGGCGCAAAGCAAAGGGCGCUGGUGCCGCGGUGCUGCAGAUCGACUCGUACGGAAAACGCAGCGCGCAGAGAAGAAUAAGAAACGGCGAAAUAAUAAAAACGGCGGCGGCGGCGGUGCCGGAGAGAGAGAAACAAACGGACACGAUUGGAGCAUCCCCUUCUGACAAGUGAGCCGUUAAGCGGCUCCACCAAUGGCGGGGGGCGGCGGCGCCGAGUGCGGCACCAAUAGAAACGGCGCGGCGCAUGUGGAGAAUGAAACAGUGGGACUCACACUCCUCCUCUGGCCGGUGCCGGGUACCCUCGCAGAAGCAGUUUCUUGUGCGUCGCAAUCGGAUCGACUGAAAGAGCAAGCAACACCGCGACUCACACAUAUACGAACGGCAACAACACACAACAACAACAGCACUCUGGGCCUGAAACAUGAGCAUGGACUCGGUCAUGGACUCAUCGAGCAGUGACCGCAGCUCGCCGUCACCACGAAAGCAGAUGUCAUCGCCGCCAGUCGUGGCCCCCCAACCACCCCCGGCCGCCUCACCCUCGCCCAUGCACAUGCCGCCCCCGGGCCACCGGUCGCCGGCCUCGGGCAACAGCCCCCUCGGCUCGCCGAUCGCCACCCCGACCUCGCUGGGCCUGAUGGGCCGGCCGCCUCCGCUGGGACACCCUUCCCUCCUGAUGUCUGCAAUGGGCUCGCUGGCCGGCCUGCCGGCCGAACUGAGCCACCACCACGCGGCGGCGGCCGCGGCCGCCGCCCUCGAGCGCGCCUCCUACAACAGUCCGCCUCCGAUUGCGAGCAACGACCCGACGGCCAACGAGUGCAAGUUGGUCGAGUACCGCGGCCAAAAGGUGGCCGCCUUCAUCAUCUCGGGCGAGACCAUGCUGUGCCUGCCGCAGGCGUUUGAACUCUUCCUCAAACACCUGGUCGGCGGCCUCCACACCGUCUACACCAAACUCAAGCGACUCGACAUCGUCCCGUUGGUCUGCAACGUCGAACAGGUGCGCAUCCUGCGCGGCCUCGGCGCCAUCCAGCCCGGCGUCAACCGAUGCAAACUGCUGUGCUGCAAGGACUUUGACGUCCUCUACAGGGACUGCACCACCGCCAGGACACCUUCCUCCCACACAUACCGGGCAGGAGCCAGCUUGAUGAUGGAUAGCUCCAGACCGGGUCGGCCGCCGAAACGCGCCUCUGUCGGACUGUCGAUCGCCGCCAGCCAGAUGGGACAUCACGCCCUCAAGAAGCACAGACUCGAGAAUGGCUCCGACUACUCGUACGAAAACGGACACCUCGGCGCUGAUUAUUUUUUUACAGACCCGUCAAGACUGGAAAAGUCGCCCCUGCUGGCCAACGGCUACAACCACCCGCCCACCCACCUCAACCCCAUGCAGUUCAUGCAACUGAACCACCACCCCGCGGCCGCACACACGGCCAUCCUGUCGCCGGCGGGCAUCCCGCUGCCCUCCAGUCACGGACUCUCCAGAGCCGACGGCUCCAUCAUCAAAAACCAGCCCAGUGGAAUCCCAGGCAUCGACGCCAUCGCCAGGUCUGGCAUUUGGGAAAACUGCCGCGCUGCUUACGAGGACAUAGUCAAGCAUCUAGAAAGGUUACGAGACGAGCGAGGGGAUGCUGAAAGGGUGCUCGCCCUCAACCACAAGGCACAGGAUCUCAGCAGUUCGUCUAGAAAUGCGAAUGGUGGUCGCAUAAUGGGCCAAUUUUGCGCUACAGGGUCGCCGGCGGGUCAAAGCCCCGUGUUAAAUCUCUCAAAGAGCGGCGGUGGAGGCGGCAGUGCCGGCGAACAGAGUGGUAGUGAGGCCGGAGGUCACACAGGACCCGAAGACGACGACGACGACGACAACGUCAGCGACGUUGACGAAGAGGAUGAGAAGGAGCACGACCUGAGCGACGCAGCCGAACUGAACGCCAGUGUUGCUGGCAGUGACCACGGGGGCCGCGCCGCCCCCGGAGGCCUUUCGCACCAGCAGGCCGCCGCCCUCAACUACUCGACCCUGGUCGGUGCGGCGGCGGCUGCUGCUGGCGGGGUGGUCGACCCCAGCGGCAACAUCUCAUCCACCGAAACCCUCCUGAGGAACAUCCAGGGCCUGCUGAAGGUCGCUGCGGACAACGCACGCCAGCAGGAGCGCCAAAUCAACUACGAGAAAGCUGAGCUAAAAAUGGACGUUAUACGUGAGCGCGAAUUGAAGGAAAGUUUGGAGCGGCAACUUAUGGAUGAACAGAAAAUUAGAGUUCUGUACCAAAAGCGGCUGAAGAAGGAACGCAAAGCUCGCAGGCGACUGCAGGACCAGCUGGAGCUGGAAAUGAAACGGCGGUCGCAGUACGAAGAUGCCCUCAAGAAUUCAGCAGCAGGCGACGCCCUCCGGCUAAUAAACGAGGCGAACGAGCAGCAGAGCAGUGCGCGCGAAACGCAAAGGGAGUCGCCGCCCGCCGCCUCCGGUGCCACCUCUGCCCCCGGCGCGGCCCCCACGUCCUCGGCGCCGAGCAGGCAUUGCGAGCCGCCGAGUGGCGUCGACAAACAGUGGAACUACCCGUCAGGCCUCGAUCUCGUGGCCGGCGGUGCCGCCUUUUGGCAAAAUUACUCAGAGAGUUUAGCCCAGGAGCUGGAGAUGGAGCGCAAAAACCGCCAGCAGCAGAACGCCGCACAGCAGCAGGACAGAGACGUCAAGUCGCCUCUCCAAGAGUCCCGUGCUGGCUACUACAAGAACUCGGUCCUCUUCUCCAGUGCAACCUAAGCGCGCCGCAUGCAAAUGAGCAGCACACACAACACGAGAGAAACACGCAGUAAAAAUAUAUAUGAAUUUGAAUUAAAAAGAAACAACCAGAGAGACACUCCAAGUGCGAAUUCACGCUGCAAUUAUUACAGCAGGCGAUCUCAUUUGCAUAAAAAAUUCAUCCAGCACACACCAUCAAGAAAAAGAAAAAUCAUCGCCCUGAGUGCGCGCAACUUGGAAUUUAUGAUGAAAAUACACACAAACAGUUAAUAAGGGCGCUCUCCGAUGUAAAAUAUAGAAAAACGUUGGUAUUGUAGGAAAAUGAAGAAGCACACAUGAAUUUUAUCGUAUGGACACUAACUACUUGAUGGCGGUUGUUGAAAAUGUGGGAUAAAAAAAGUCGAGUGAGAGUGGCAUUUAUUUAUAUUUAUUGAAUCGUCUCAUGGGUUGUACUAUACGCGCGAUUUUCACCCCCUGAGAUCUCACACAGUCGCAGUUUAAUAUCAAAGAGAAGUGUUGUUGAUGACCAGUUCAAACCUCCCUCCUGUGGGCAAAUGUGCCAAAUCGUUGUGCAUCCGAGCGGAACAUCACAUACGCAGUUAGCAAGUAAUUGAUGAUAGCAGCAGUAAUUAUGUACUUGAAGUUGAGAGAGUUUCGAAAUUUUCUAUUGAAAUUCUUCGCACUUCAGAAACAAAUCCAAGACUGCAACACCUCUUGAAAUAAUUUCAGUAAUCGAACAACGCCCUAUAAACUUUCCCGCUCUCUUCGAAUUUAUUUUGUUUAUUUUUCUUUAAUUCAUCACCACAUAUCAAUUUUGAAAGAUAUAAAAAAUCAACCCAUUUUUGCCGCCGAUCAAAAUCGGUCUUUUGUAAUUGAUCGAUUCGAUCUCUUUUUGUGUGAAAGAAUGCGCGAAAGGACGGUUUGUAUAAAAAAAUUAUUCACUGCGACGAUGAUCGAAUAUGAAGAAAAACUUGUUUCUUUGUAAGUAAAUGUUAUAGGCUAUUGGACAGAAUUAUGUAAAGCUAAUUAGGGGAAGCGAAAUUUUGUGGCCGCGGUGGUCACAGAAUUGGAUUCACUCGCGGCCGCAAAGGCCGCCGCUAUUUCUACAUGUUGAAGAAUAGAGAUCCAGUGCGAAAAGAGGAAACCGCAAAAGAGUUAAGAAAAAAUGAUUAAUAAAUUCACACACAGAGAGAAAAGUAGCUUAAGCUAGAAUUAUUAAUUAAAAAAAAAAUAUUCAAGAGCUCGAGUGUAAAUUAUUAUUGCUGUGAAUAUUAUCUAUUAAUUCUUUAUUUGUCAGGAUAAUGUUGUAUAAAAUCAAUGACGCGACCCGAUAAAUCUUCCCAGUUUUAAUUUCACCGAAAUUUCCUAUAAACGUAGCGGUGCUGUAUUUGUCGCAAAUCACUGUACAUAAAAUAGUUCAAAUUUUACGAAUCUCCUGCUAGUCUCGUCGAAUCCUGCGACAUCGGCGCCGCCUGAACGUUUUUACACGCACAUGCUUAUAAACCCCCUUUUAAUUGUCUCAAGACUGUAAAUUAAUUUUUAAUUUCUAAAUAUCACACAAAAACGAUGAUGGACGGUACAACAAACUUGUAUAAAAAAUCUUACCUCCAGCAUUAAUUUUUAGGGAAAAACGAAUCGUGUAUUUAAAAAGAAGCGGAAAAUUUCAAACAAUUUGAUUAUCAUUAUUUGUUCCUGAUCGGUUUGUCGCCCAACAAAAUGUAAUAACGAUGUGUAUAAUGGCCAUUAUUGUAUUUAUCCUCUAAGCAAAUGGUUCAUUGCAGUAGCGAUGCAAUGCGCCACCCCAAAACUUAUUACUUCAUUGAUUAUAAGAAGAGAGAAAUCGCUUUGUUAAAUUAAUCGAUAAAAUGAAAAAUUAAUUAAAACUCACACAAGAAAUGUCGAUAGCGACCAAUGAAUUUAACCAAUCGACCUGUCACUUUGAAUGUGAACAUUGAAUUUGUAGUUGCUGAGAAAGAAAGAAAAAAAAUCGAGAUGAGGACGCAUGUAAAAUUAUUGCAUUAUGAUUCUACGCGCUCUAUCGAUUGUUUGUUUUCUAAUAAUUUAGCUGUGUAACGUGUUAUCUAAGAUUACGCAUCAGCAUCUAAUAUAAUUAUAAACAUACAUAAACAAAAUGCAUAUACAUAAUAAGUGUAGUGUAACAAUAUUUAAAAUAAAAAGCGAGACAGUUAAACCAGUCU